UUUUUAUUAUUACCUACAGGAACCUUCACUUGACUACGCGAAGAAAUCUUUACGUCCGAAAUUCACAAUUUUUUCAUGGAAUUACUAUGAUUUUAACAUAUAAACGUACUAUUUAAAUGCAGCAUCGGUGUCGCCUCUACUUGUUCAUUGCAGAAUAUAACCAUUGACCAUCCCCAAAGCCCAACAACAGCUUUCUGUCGCAAACUCUUUGAAACUAAGUUCCGAGAUGCCACCCUAUCCCGAAGACCAUCUUCCUGGCGGUGACAAGCGCUCCCCCCUGGCUCUCCCCCUAAAGGUGGGGGAUGCAGACCCCACCAAGACCCACCGAAUAUGGAACAAAGUGAGGAAUAAUCUCCACAGGACUCAAGGGCCGCACAGACCAGCGUUCUUGGCAGAGAUGCAAAACGCAACUGCGAUCUUGCCCAACUACUGGCAGCUCUACCCCUCGGACUUUGCCAAGUAUUUGAAGCAGGAGCUCUGUGAUCUUCACAUGAGCAAGUUCUUGGAGGAUAAGAAGGUCCUGAACUGGUGUCCAGGGUUCACCAAGCUCUACUCGCUCAAUGCCACAGGUGAUGGAAACUGUCUCCUGCAUGCCAUAUCCCUUGCCCUGUGGGGCGUUGAGGACACUGACCUCUGGCUGCGGAAGGUGCUCCACAGUGUGAUGAAAGGAGAGUAUGCAGAGGCGAACGAGCGGCGAUGGAGGCGGGAGAGGAACCAAUUUGAUACCACGCACAUUCCUGGUCAAGGUUUUCGAUACAAUACUAAGGAAUGGUCAGCUGAGUGGCAGAUUGUGGUGGAUAUCUCCAGUCCUGAACGCCGGCUUGAUCAGACGAUGGGCCUACCCUACGAGUGUCUUGAGGAAUUCCACAUCUUUGUCAUGGCCAACAUCCUGCGACGUCCGAUCAUCGUCCUGGCCGAGAACAUGUGGCGCGAUGCAGCUGGCAAAUCUCUCCAACCCUUGAACUUCAGUGGUAUCUACUUGCCUCUUGGAUGGGAUUCCAAAGACUGCUUUCACCAUCCGAUCUUGCUGGGAUACCAUCACCAGCAUUUCUCCCCCUUGCUCUGCACCGGUCCUCCCACCGAUAAAGAGGUGAAAGACGUGUACUGUGUGCCUCUGGUUGACCAUGAAUUUGAAAGCUUUCCAAUCCAUUUCUUGGAAGAGGGGGAAGAAGGAAGGGUAAACCAGCUUCUCGAGCGGUACCUGACCUGCGAGACUUUCCGGUUUAGAGACAGACCCGUCUUGUGUGCCAGACUGGCCACAGAUCACCCAAAGGAGGAAUUGGAUGUCUUUCAGUCCUACCUGAAUCUUGCUGAGAUGAGGUACAGGAUGUAUACAGAGGAGCAGCACAAUCCUGAGAAUGCUGAAGCUCUGAAAGCAGCUGGGGUGAUGUCGGCAACGAGCACGCAGCAGUUGAACGAGAAAAUGGCCGUAGUUAGUGACCCAAAGCAACCAGGACAACCCCGACGUGUUUCCACAGAGGAUCCAUCUGCUGUUCAGACCGGAGGAUCACUUUCUGGGAAUGAUGUCUUUAAGGUGCCCACUGAAGAUAGUGUCUGUAUAUCAAGUACCGCGCUACAGUCCAGUGGUGUUAAGGUACCGUCAAUGAAUUUAGAGCAUAUGGGCUAUUUUGGAAGCACAUCCCUUGCCUGUAAGACCCCAGGGUGUCACUACGUGACAGCUUUGGAGAGUGACGAGUACUGUGAGAGGUGUUACAAGGCUAGGUCUUCUGCAGGCAAAGAGGCCUUCAAGAGAUGCAGAGUGGACUCCUGUCUCAAUGGUGGAGAUCGAAGAUAUGAUGGAUUUUGCCAGGUAUGCUAUGACCAGAGCACAUUCAUGAAUGACGACAUUCUUGUUGCUGCCCGCCCAACAAACCUACAAGACCUGAGCACAAGUCCCAAAUUCUCUGGACUGAGUGCAAGAGGUCCAGUUCACUUUGAUUCACCUACCGUACAGGAUGGCAAUGGAAUGGAAGUGGAGGAAUACAAGACUAGUGGUAGUACAUUGGACACCAAUGUUGUCAAUGAAUUCAGAGUGGGAAGCAAGCAGUGUAUCAGUCCAGGCUGUGACUUCACAGGCAAUCCUAACUAUGGUGGGUUGUGCAGCAAGUGCUCUCAAGAACAGACAGGAGCUGGAAAACAGAGCACUGGAGGAGCAGAACCUUUGGGAUUCCUUGACGCUUCACCCCCUCGAGAGAUCGCAGUGACUGUAGGAAAAAAGAAAUGUUUGAUGCCAGAAUGUGCACUGACUGGUCAUCCAGAGAAAUUAGACUUGUGCAGUGGUUGCUUCAACAAACAGGCAGAAAUUGGUAAGGCAGCUGGUUUAUCUUUGAAGACCAUGGGCGAGAAGCCCUCACCGAUUCCAGAUACAGACAUUCCAGAAUUAUCAAGGAGAUUCAGCACAGAGAGGCAAAAGCAGCUGUGGGAGAAUGCGUCUCAGCCAUGCCGUACUGCUAACUGUGAAAUGUAUGCUCUCCCCAGCCAAAACGGAUAUUGUUCCGCAUGCUACAAGAAAUCCAUAGCAGGCAGGUCUAGUCCUCAUGAUUUCAGCAGGGGGUCAAGUUCACCACAACUGAAACAUGCAAAAGGUCAAGAAGUGAGCACCUUCAGACCAAUACUGCAGUUCACGGUGCAGAAGAACAUGUGUGCCAUUCCUGGCUGCAACGGUGUUCGUCUCCAGCUAGGCAAUGGUGACCUCUGUCGUGCUCACUACCAAGAGAGUUCCAGGAGAUACAGUCCGACAACCAGCACAAAUCCACCACCGGGAGCCGUCACCAGAGCUGGCAUGCCAUCUGUAGGUGGGAGAGCCCAGCCCUCAGCUCCACCGCAGAGCAUCUACGCCUCUAGGCCUGGACACCGCUCUCCUGGGAUUACCAACCUCAGGGAGGUGCAGCAAGCCAGUGAACCAAGCCAUGUGGCAAGGGCAUCAAGCACGCAGUUCUGCGCACAUCCAGGAUGUGACAAUCCUGCAGUUCCUCCAUCUUUUGUUGCCUGUAGAAGGUGCCUGGACUUUGUUGAUAAGGUCAAUCAAGUGGAGGCUGCUAUUAAGUCUGUCCGUGGAGAGGGUGCCACUGCUGAGGCCACUGCUGUCCGUCGAGCUCCAGAGGAUGAUGAAAUGUCUCCAAUCGCCCUCGAAACUGAGAUAGAUCCAAAUGAUCCACCCACUGAAACAGUCAGGAAUCUGGACAUCCAUGAAACACUCUCUUCUGGGAUCAAGGGUCAGUUCCAGUAUGACCAUGUCAAAAGGGUCAAAUGUCAGGCCAAACGAGGAUGCCCGUUCAACAGUUACGGGAACCCAGAGUACGGCAAUCGCUGCGCCACGUGCUUUGAUUGGGAGGUUGUCGUUCCUUUGCACAAGACAUCCAAUAGCAGCUCUGCUCCAUUGAAGAAGGCCUCUCGUAGUCAAACUCUCCCGCCACCCCGGUCCCAGUCCGCUGUCAUCUCCAGCACCGGCACCGCCUCCAGAGUGGCUUCACAUCCACCGAACUACCAGAAGUGUAGCCGCAGAGACUGCCUCCAACAGGCGAACGUGCAGAUCAUGGACGGCUACUGCAACAAGUGCUACCCGGCCUACAAGUCCAGAGAGGACAAGAAGAAGAGUCGGUCAUCCUCUGGGUUGCGGGAUCGGUCCGCACCGCCCUCGGGCACAUCAUCCAAGAGAGAGAAGCCGGUCAUGAGAGAUGAUGAUCUCAUCCCUAUAUCGGCACGUAGAUGCCGUAUGGAGACCUGCCAAAACUAUGGUAACUCACAUAGUCGUGGAUAUUGUAACGGUUGCUUUCAAAAGCUUAUGAAUCCUUAGUAUAUUUAAGCUGUACUUGUGGACCAUAUCUAUAAUUUUGUUGUUUUUGCCAUAUAAAUAAUGACAAUCUUACAUGAAAGUGAUUUGGGGAAAGCUGAAGAAUUUUUUUUUGAAGUCUUAUGAAAUUAAAAUGAUCUAUUUCACUUACUGAUACUGCUAUUGUAAUUGAAUCCACAGAAAUCUACAUUUCAAGCAAGUGAGGGGGAUCUCUAAACAGAAGAAGAGUGAUUAACUGUUGUAAAUGUCCCACCUCAAAUGAAAUUUAAUUAAAAAAUAAUUUAUUACAAACAAGCCUUACAGUAUGUACUAAUUUGUACAAAUUUGUACAAAUCUAUAUUAUUUUGCAAAAUAUUGAUAAUCAUUACUCUAAUUUUUCAUAAAAUAUUGCAUUUCAUAUUAGUUUAGUUUCUAUCUUCCUUCAGAACUAAGACUUCCUGAGAUUGAGAGCAAUUGGAACAAGCUCCACAUUUGGGGAAUAAUCAAUAAUUUGAGAUAAAUUCCUUCUUAUAGUGGGCAUAAAUUAUGGAGCAGCUAUUGGAAAUUGUAUAAUGUAGGUGGUGGAUUGAUGGCUAAGUGGUAGAGUAGUUGUCUCAACACUGGUUAGAGACAGAGUCGAUACAGUGGAUGUGCUAGUGCUCCUUGGUAUGAAAGGCAUUAAUUUCUGAAUAAAACUUUGAGAUAGGUCUUAAAACCAUACAAAUCCACAAACAUGCACCUUCUUUCUUUAAUAGCAGUGAGGUAAAAUAAAUAAACUGUAUCUUAUAUCAUUUGCCAUAAUAUUAAUUAUAUGAACCUAAUGAAUUUACAUGAAUCUUUAAAGGAAGUGUGAAUACAAAAUUUGUUUAGGUUGAUUUGCAGUGUUAACCAUUUCCAGCCACUUCAUUAUUAACCAAAUGUAAAUGAAAAUUACAUUCUGGUUGUCCAUUUCAAUUUGUGUGCACAUAUCUACAAACAUGCAUUACUUCUCAGAUUCAUUUUAUUACAACUUUUUGUGAAACUUUAGUAGCAUCAGGUUCCUCUGGCAAAUUAGGUAAUGGUUAUGUGCAUUGGGUCCUAUACGUGAAGUAUCUUUGAAAUGCUUGCAAUGUUGGUGCAAGUCUUAGGGUUAAACUUUGUCUUUUUUCUACUUUUUUCUAAUUUUAUGAUAAACCUCAGUUCAGGAAGAGAUCAUAAAAUUAAAACAUGACCAGAAACGUUUUUUCUUCAAAAAUACAUUUGCUUUAUAGUCUGUUUAAAGAAGUAAUUUAAUUUCCAUCAAAUACCACCAGAAACUGCGGCUAAUUCUCUGUGAUACAUCUCCUACCUUACAUAUUUUUCUUGAAUUUAAUUUAUGUCCUAACAAAUUUCAAAAUACGACAAGUGAAUUGCAAUUGGGCUGCACAUACUAGUCUCGUCAGUUAGAUAAAACUAAUUUUGGUCCUAAUUUCCAAAGAUUUCAUUUCUUCAGCUGUGGUCGUGAUUUUAAAGCCAUUAUUGACUGUUGUUGUCAUAGACCCUCUGGAUUCAAAUUAGAAAAGAACUUUUACAAAAUCCAUUACAGAGACUAACACUGUGUCGCGUUUACCUUCAAUAGAACGAAAAACACAUGUACAUAUAUAGCAGUCAAUUCUUUUUUCAGUAUCCAGCUCACCAUUUGCCGUAAAUUUUGGCUAGAUAAAGGUAAAAAAAGUAGAACAACACAUUUUUCAUGCUUUCACCAUCAAAGACUUUUUCCUGUGCCACAUUUUUUAAAACAUGUAUUAUUUUUUCAAUUUUGUCAAGCUAUACGUAGCUAUAGAAGCAAGCUUCAUAUUUAUAUGUAUAUCAGAAAGAUGAUAUCAAAUUGAAUGUCAGAUAUUGGGAAAUUAGUAUGUAUUAUUAUGACUAGACAAGAGGUAAAUGAAUGGAUCAAUACAAAUACAAAUUCAAAUAUCAAUACAAAUACAUGUAGUCUUAACUGGAACCGAGUGGUUUCAUGUAUUAAACCUAUAGGAAUAAAAAAAUUCAGUAGUCAAAUCAAUAGAUUUCUGACACUUGUUAAAAUAUUAUCGUACCCGGUAUGUUAUUGUGAUAUGUACACAUGCAUAAUUUGUAUGUUUACAUUCAUUGCUUAUAUUUCUAUUUCUAGCUUCCUCCAAAGUUUGAGCUAAAUAAAUCCUCAUGUAUAUUAAACAGAAGAAAUAUGUAAAUGUUGAAGUCUGUAUUUUUGAGGGUGAUGCUAUAUGCUGUAGGAAUAAUCUUCAUUUUGGUGUAAAAAGCUUGAUACAGCACACAUAUGUAUUUCAUGCAUCACUUGUUAAAUAUCAACAAACAUCAUGUAUAUAGUGAUAUAAGUUUACAGUUGUGAAGUUUGAAAUUGUACAUGUAAAACUAGGGUGUUCAUUGAUUUUAUCAUGAAUUCUGAAAGAUUUUUCUUCACUUUGUUGUACAUGUUUUGUUGUCAUCAGUGCUGUCGAUGUAAAAGAAGAAUGUGAGAUUUUUCUCUUUAUUUGAUAGUAUAAUAUUAUACAUAAUUUAGUAGAGAACAUGAAAUUUGUCAGAUACAUACAUGUAUCAAUCAUAUUAGGGAGAAAGAUUUAUUCCUUGUAAUUACAUGGUCUGUAUCGUAAUUUAAAUACGUUAAAAAUGUUGAAUGAUUUCCAUUUAAAUGUAUAUUUAUAUAUAUAGAUGUACAUAUUGUAAUCAAAUUUCAUCACAAAUACUGAAUAAAAGGAAGAUGAAUGCUUAUUAUUUCUGUAUUCAUUUCAUAUUAGUAUAGGUAUUAGAUAGUGGCAAUGUAGUGAUAUAAGCUAGCAGCUUGGAAAGCCUACAGAACCAAGAUCAACACUUUUUUUUUCCCUUAAAAAAAAAAGUCAUUAGUACCCGUAGCUAGGAAAGGGAAUGUUAUGCAGUGGCUAGAUUAGGGGUCUCAUAAUAUUAGUCAAAUUUCAUAAAAACAUUCUAAGAGUUAGUUUAAUAGGCCAGGAUCCGUAUUAGAAAGAGUUGUGAUUGAUCCAAAUCAGCUGCAAGCUCCUCUAAUCAAUUGCAAGUUUGUAGUCUCCUAUCUCUUACAUGUAUGUACAUAGUUGCAAUUGAUAUCAAUCGCAAAUCAUAUUGACUCUAUAUAAGACGGGGGCCCUGGUUUGGUUUCAAGUUUAAAACCAAGAUUAUAUAGGUGUAGGUUAGUUUGUAUUUUGGUUUAUGAUUUUAUGGACUCCUUAAUAUUGCGUACAAUAUUUGCUUCAAAAUCAGUCAAGAUAUCAUAUUGUAGCAUUAAGCUGACAUAUAGGUCUUAUAAUUAUAUUCGGUGAGAUACAGUAUUGCUAAACUUAUGUUAAAGAUGUUAAUGUAUCUUACCAUAAUUUGUAAAUGAAUAUCAUUUUUGAAAUAGAUAUAUGUAGAUGUAACAUACCAAGGUUGUUCAAAUUCUUGACUUGGUGUUUGCCCUCUAUACUUUUUUCAAAAAGUGUGUAUGCAGUACUAAAUGUACAUGUCUUAGCUUUGUGAAAUAAAUCAAUCAGACUUUAAAUAAACAAA
Strongylocentrotus purpuratus (purple sea urchin) is the source of this 7291-nucleotide messenger RNA. Its product is annotated as tumor necrosis factor alpha-induced protein 3. Bases 227 to 3796 code for a protein of 1189 amino acids. The record is from RefSeq and is a predicted model, not a curated record. Gene Ontology annotation, cellular component: nucleus; cytoplasm. NCBI's taxonomy places the organism in Eukaryota, Metazoa, Echinodermata, Echinoidea, Camarodonta, Strongylocentrotidae. Gene Ontology annotation, biological process: protein K33-linked deubiquitination; cell migration; protein K29-linked deubiquitination. Gene Ontology annotation, molecular function: cysteine-type deubiquitinase activity; zinc ion binding; DNA binding. The transcript has 7 exons.